UUGUAUGUUUAUUUAUUUGUUUGUCUGUCUGGCUUUUCAAAAUGAUAAUGAUGAACCAGAUGUAUCGAUUCAUCCAUAUUGAGCUAAUUAAUGGUAUAUGGCAUUUUUACAGUACAAUAAUGUCACAAGGCGGUGGCACACCAUCAACGAGCAAUCCAACCGUUUUGCAUGGCGGCAAGGUCUUCAUACAACGGGACUAUAGCGAUGGCACCUCGGUGAAGUUCCAUACAAGGCUACCACCAGAGCUGGAAGGAAUGAUUGAACGGCAUGUUUUCGAAGCGACAAUUAAGAGGCUUAACGAAUUUUAUGCCGAGGCAGAGGAGGGCUCGUGCAGUACCUACUGCGAGGGCUGCAUAGGUUGUAUAACAGCGUAUUUGAUAUACAUGUGCUCCGAGACACAUUACGAAAAGACGCUGCGAAAGAUUUCCAAAUUUGUUGCUUUCCAAAAUGAACGCAUUUACAAUCCAAAAGGUCUGCAGUUAAUCGAUCCAACAUUUCGUGGUCUUCGCGUUAUAGAGAUAACUAUAUUUGAUCGUCCGGGGCGAACGUGACUUCCGCUUUCGCAUUCAGCCAAUGAGUUUUUCAUGUGAGGUGUCUGCGAUACCAACAAUCAAAAUCUGUAUCAACAAAAUAACAACAAACCGCAACAAGUCAAAAGCCAUUUCGUGUGUUCCCCUCUCAAAGCUUUAUAAACAUUAAAAACAAGUGCAAGAAUGCGAGCCAGAGUGCAUGCUCAAACGGAUCGAUACAAAGAUGUGACCUCUCCAAGGAUCGGAGCAACUUCAUUUUUAUUUGUGGAGCACGUGAAUUAGUCAUAAGUGAGAGCUGUAUUGAUGAUGACGAUUAUGUCGAAGUCAAAUAAGCGAUAUGUUUAACAGUUUGUGUAGUUGUUAGCCAAGGCAGAGUUUAACCUUAACGUGUUAGUUAGUACGAGUAUUUAUGCGUGUGCAAGCAGCGCGUUGCUAGUUGAUUAAGUGAAAAGCUACUGAAACUGCAUUUGAGCUAAAAAACAUAGUUACAUACAUUUACUUAUACAAGCAAACAAGAACACACACACACA
This is a messenger RNA of Drosophila hydei, 1060 nucleotides long. Its product is annotated as golgin subfamily A member 7. Lineage: Eukaryota; Metazoa; Arthropoda; Insecta; Diptera; Drosophilidae. Gene Ontology annotation, cellular component: palmitoyltransferase complex. Gene Ontology annotation, biological process: peptidyl-L-cysteine S-palmitoylation; protein targeting to membrane. The record is from RefSeq and is a predicted model, not a curated record. Bases 42 to 551 code for a protein of 169 amino acids. The transcript is spliced from 3 exons.